AUGGUGGUUAUAAAAUGGACAUCGGUUCUUCCAAUUCUCUUGAUCUUUUUACGGACAUCAGAAUCUAUGGUUUCCGAAAUUCCUAUCGAUUUAGCAAAGGAACUUUUCAGCAAGAAAACCUACCAAGAAGCCAUGGGUUUUAUAACUGGGACAAAAAAUGACAGUGUAUUUGCAAGUACCCCGAGCAAAAUGGCUGCUCCAGAUAACUGUUCUCCACGCAAGACAACAGUAGUUAUUGAACAACCAAAAGAACGUAACGAUCUCUUUUGGCCAUCUUGUACUCGAGUAAUGAAAUGUGGCGGUUGCUCGGGACAUGAAUCUCAAGUAUGUGUACCGACUCACCGGGGGAAGACGAAAACUAAAAUUAAUGUUGUGAGAGUGCGUCUUCCUUACGCUGGUGCUGCUGCGUUCGAAUACAUCGGAAUGGAAAUGUUGGAAAUUGAGAGUCAUACAGAUUGCGUUGAAGAAUGUAGAAUUAAAGCUGAAGAUUGUGACGACUCUGUCCACGUGUAUAGCGAACAGGAUUGUUCUUGUCGCUGCAAGAAGACUAAAUAUGUCAAGUGUUCCGAUCCAAAAACUUGGAAUAAAGUGACUUGUAGCUGCCAAUGUCCAAAAGUUAAAAAGUGCACACAUGGACUUUACUUCAGUAACGACUCUUGCAGUUGUGAACACUCUGGGAGUUCCAGAUUCGCUUCUGCCAACGCUUCGAUCAACAUCGAGAAAUCUGGAACUAACCAAAUUCUUCCAAACGAUAGAGAUCAAAUCGAUGCUAAUCAGCUUCCACAGAUUUUACAAGCACAAAAAUAUCUAUCUAAAAAGAGAUUGUUCUUUAUCUCUUAG
Acanthosepion pharaonis is the source of this 840-nucleotide messenger RNA. Lineage: Eukaryota; Metazoa; Mollusca; Cephalopoda; Sepiida; Sepiidae. The record is from the annotation of a GenBank genome assembly.